Molecule: messenger RNA, 564 nt
Organism: Angiostrongylus costaricensis
Lineage: Eukaryota; Metazoa; Nematoda; Chromadorea; Rhabditida; Metastrongylidae
Source: the annotation of a GenBank genome assembly
AUGGUGAGGUUUUCACAGCCCUUUUCCUCUUCCGAAGCAGUUGUUUACUUUUUUCAGGGUAUCGACAUCAAUCAUAAGCACGACCGUAAGGUUCGUAGGACUUCACCGAAAAGCGAAGAUCCGUACCUUAGAAUUCUGGCCAAGCUCUACAAGUUCCUUGCUAGACGAACCGGUGAAAAGUUUAACAACAUCAUCAUGAGGAGACUGUUCAUGUCGCGACGGUUCCGUGCUCCUUUAUCGAUUGCCCGGAUUAGCCGCAUAUUGAAGAAAAAGAGCAACUCGAAUAAGAUUGUGCUUGCCGCUCUUAAAGUCACACGUUCUGCCCGUGCCCGUAUACUGAAGGCUGGAGGUGAGGUGAUCACUCUCGAUCAACUUGCGUUACGCGCUCCCAGAGGAGAAAAUACUCUUCUUCUUCAAGGCCCUCGUAAAGCUCGUGAGGCGCAAAAGCACUUCGGUCCUGCUCCAGGAGUCCCCCAUAGUCACACAAAGCCCUACGUUCGCUCAAAGGGACGCAAGUUCGAACGUGCGCGUGGAAGACGUGCUUCUCGUGGAUACAAAGCCUAA